Molecule: messenger RNA, 3081 nt
Organism: Pseudonaja textilis
Lineage: Eukaryota; Metazoa; Chordata; Lepidosauria; Squamata; Elapidae
Source: RefSeq, a predicted model, not a curated record
AUGAUGUUCCCUAGUUUGGUAACGGGAGCACAGAUCAGUAGGGAUGUGGGAAAAAGUAGGAAAGGAAGUAAAUCAGUAAUUGCUUUUGACUUGGUUUUGGAAAGGUAUAAGGGCCAAAAUGAAGAAACGCCGGAGAAAGACAUGGAGAAGAUAAACAGUGGCCUUCUGAAGAAGCUCAACGAACUGGAAUCAGACCUGUUAUUUUCUUUAGGGCCAGAAUUCGGAGCGGAGAAAAACUGCAUUUACAUUGGAAUGGUCAACGAGGAUCUCGAUGUCUCUGAAUUGGUGGAAACAAUUGCAGCUUCCGGUCGCGAAAUUGAAGAAAAUUCAAGGCUUUUGGAGAACAUGACGGAGGUUGUUCGAAAAGGCAUCCAAGACGCACAGGUUCAGCUGCAAAAAGCCAACGAGGAACGCCUGCUGGAAGAGGGUUUGCUUCGACAAAUUCCUGUGGUGGGUUCUGUCGUGAACUGGUUUUCUCCAUUCCGUGCCUCGCCAAAGGGACAAACCUUUAACUUAACGGCAGGUUCUUUGGAAUCCACAGAGACAACAUACAUAUCCAAAGCCCAGGGCACAGGGAUUACCCCACCUCCAACUCCCACAUCAAGCCGUGCUAAACAGAAGUUUCCUGGACAAAAGCUGUUUAAACGGGCCGGGAGGAACUCGGAUGGGGUCAGCGAGACCAGCUCGGUGAGCCAGGCGACUGACUUGGACCGAGGAGAAUUCGCAGCUUCUCCCCUCCAGCCAGAGAACGGCGAGCCAUCGAGCGAAAGCACGCCGCCUCUCCCUGAGGAAACCACGGGCGUCUCCCCCGGCACAAAACCUCAGGCCCCGGGAAACGACCAUCCGCUAUCGGAGGAGCGAGAGAGCCUUAGAUAAAAAAGAAACCAGGGCUCGGUGCAAAUAAGACUUUUGCGCAGGGGUUUAAAAAAAAGAAAGAAAGACAAAAAAAGAAAAGUGCACUUCGCUCCAGAAGAGAAACGGAACGACACGUUUAAAAUGUGAACCGUGCCGGAGGUAGGCAGUACGAAUUGCUAUUCAUGUGUGAUUGGCUGAAGAUUUUGCACAAAAAUUAGCGGAAGGCUGCUCUCUCUCUCUCUUUUACUUGUCUGCUUGGUUCUGAUUCAUCUCGUUUAUCCUGCACACCCGUUUAGCGCCAAGGUUGGAUCUGGGGUGGCUUAGGAGCAAUUAUUUCCCUUCUUAGCAGGGAACAUGCAAGAAUUAGGAGUGUCCCGUCCCCCAACCCCCCAAAAAAUGCCUGAUUUUUUUUAAAAAAAUUAAAUUAACAAGUUGCUUGGCACAGACUUCCCUUGGUUUUCUAAAUUGGAUUGUACUCUCUGCUAGGAUUAAACUAAUCUAGUUCCUGUUUGCUGAGCCCACCAGCUGCUAGCUAUUUUUAUUUAUCAAAGUGUUUAAACUAUUUUUCAACGUCUGGCUGCCUUUACGGUUUAACGUGGCACUCUUUUUUGUGGGGGGGGGGGGGAAUUAAGUUGCUUUCAGAUCCCCAAAUCUUUGCCCCUUGACAGACUUACCGUCCACUCCUUUUCAGCACCGUUGGUGGACGAAAAAAGGGAGAACAGGAUUUUGCAUUUCACAGGGUUGUAAGAGUUGGCUCAGGCAGCUUUAGACGUUCCUUUGCUGGAGCCAAACUUACUGGUGGUUUUAAAAAGUGGGAGGGGGUGGAAUCCCACAGAACAAAACCCAGUUUGAAAGGUUUGCUUUGAAAGGACAUCCAUCCUUAUUAGCCAAGGCUGCCUUUUGGGGCAGAUAGCAAUGCAUCGAGGCUGGCAUACGCCAUCGGUGGCAUAUCGGGUGUUUCGUCCCCUUGCUGUUCUUCGCUUUUCUCAUCGGUUGGUUGCAUUUGUUAAAUAUUGUAAAUAUUCAGAGAAAUUAGCUUAUUGUGCAGUGCUACACUAUGGGAAAGAAACACAGACACUGAGCUGAUUUGGGUUUUAAAAGUCAAGAGUAAAUAUUCAAGCGUUAAUUCUUCGUCUAGGUGAUUAAUUAUGCCUUUUUUUCCCCCCUGAGACAUUUAGCUCUUUCUGUUAAACAGAGCAACUUGGUUUCUCUAAGAGACUUUGCUGCACUUGGUAUUUCUUCCCCUAUUCACUCCAUAUUCUGAUUUUGUUUCACACACACACACAAAAGCACACGCGCACACACACACACACUCUUCUUUGAGCAACGUUUCUCUACAGUACCAUUUGCCCCCAAUCUGCUGCUACCUGGGCACAUCGGAAAGGUUUCCACUCAGAAACCAAGAAUCUGGGGGAAUGAAAUUGAACAUCCUAAGACAGCAACAGUUGGGGAAUGCUGUGGCAUUUAAUAAGAGUUCAAUUUAGAAGUAAUUAAUCCAUAAAGCUAGCGUAAGUGAAGGAACUUUAUUGUCCGCAAUUGAAGACAUCGAUUUUAUUCCAACACAGAUAAUAACAAUUAAGGAAUGGUGUUCUCAAAAUCAUUUUUUUGGGUGGUGUUGGUGGUAGUGGUAAUAUAAUCCAAUGUUGUAAGGCAUCCUAGCAGAAAAAAAUGCCAUUCCCUCAACAACAACAAAAGGGAGAGUCUAAAAGAGACUCACGCGGUCGUAAUUGUAGAAAUUACUAAUUUGGAAACGGGAGAUUUUUCUGCUUUGAAAGCCAAGGCACGAUUCACAUCCUUUAUGGAGGUCUCACUAAACUAGAUCUUACAGCGAAUGCUAGAAUUUUCUCCUCUCCUAAAGAGGAUCUUCUAUCCUUUGCAUUCAAGUGGGCAUUAAGAGUUCGAGUUUUGCUUAAUAUUAUUUAUGGAGGUUGAGAGGAAAUGAUCAUCAGAUCUAGUUUAUCUAGAGUAACCAGUUUCUUGAAACUCAGCUAGAACUUGAUUGACGCUCUUCCAUGGGUACCGCAGCAAUGGGCUUUAAUGACCAAAAUGUUUGUUAAAGGUUAACAACAGAUCGUUCUUUCUUGAUUGAGGAUUAUCACUGGUUAAAUGUACAGUUAACUUCCAACUAUUAAGGGUUGAUUUUUCUAAAGUGCAAAUUUAAUUCCUGUCUUCCUUUUGACUGUUUAUUUAGUGCAAUGAUUUAUAUUAACUUGGGUUCAUGAGGGG